AUGGUUCCCCUACCCGACAGACAGGGAGCGGAACUAGAUUUGCUUUCAAACCACGAUUGUUCAAACGUGGGUACUGUGUGUUUCGAGGAGAGGGUACAUCUUGGAACAUGGUGGGUACAUAUAGCUGCCGUUCAUACACAAGACGUCAGGAUAAUGGGCGUCGGCUUAGAGGGCACACAAAUUCUUUCACAGGAUUUUUUGGCCGGAAUGAGGACAUGUUACGGCGACCAUGGGGCCCGGUGGGUGACCAUGGCCGUAUUGGGGGUGCCGAACGUGGGAGGCACACCACCCAACGAUCCCGGAUGUCCGACAGCGAGCGCUCAUCUGAGGGGCUCGGCCUGGCCGCUGGUAGCCGAACACUCGUGGUGGAGUGCGGUGGCCGAAGGAGAGACACCGGACGUACGGUACCACGGGCAGGCUGAGGUACCGCUGCCUCAGCCCUCCGGGAAUGCCUGGCGCGAUCCUUCGAUGUCCGAACCUUUGUUGGAAACCUGGCCUGAUGAGCCUGUAGUGGAAGCCGGGCCAGAAGCAUCGAUAGAGGCCCCGUUCGACUCCGAACUGAUGGAAAGCUUGUGGGAACCGUUAACACUUGCCUGCCUUGGGCCUUUGAUGGCAGUCCCGCCGGAACCUUCGGAGGAAACCAGCCCAAUGCCGGUACUGGAAGCUCAGUCGGAACCGUUGGUGGAAGACCGGCAAGAACCGCUGCUGGCGGUGUCGGCCGAACCUUUGGUAAAACCCUUGUCUGAGCUUGUGAUGGAAGCCUGGCCUGAUCCUGUGAUGGAGACCCCGUCGGAGCCCUUGACGGAAGUCCCAGAAGAAUCGCCCGUGGCGGUCUCGUCGGAACGUUUAAUGGAAGCCGGGCCUGAUCCUGUGAUGGAGGAGACCUCGUUAGAACCAUUGAUGGUUAUCUCGGAUGACUCUCUGACGGAGGUUUUGAGGGGAGCCUGGUCAGAACUUUGGGGGCAACCCUGGUCGAUGCCUGUCAUGGAGCCAUUGAUAGAAAGUUCGAGAGAACGGUUGGGGGAAGUGCGGCCUGAACCUUUGGCAGUAACCCCGCGGCGGAAACCAUUGGUGGAAGGCCUGCAAGAACCACUGCUGGCGGUGUCAGCCGAACCUUUGGUGAACUCCAUGUCAGAGCUUGUGAUGGAAGCCGGACCCGAUCCUCUGAUGGAGGCCGCUUGUGAGCUAUCGACGAACGUGUGGGAACCGGCGGUGGGGCCUUCAGAAAAAACAUGUUCUGGAUCUGCCGCGGACGCCUGGUCUGGGAUUUGGGCGAAGGCCCCGUGGGAACGAUCGAUGGGGGCCUCGAAGGAACCGCUAGUGGGACCUUUAACCGAAGCGUCUCCUGCGCAUUCCACGGAAAGCUGGGUUGGGACUAAGUUAGUCGCUUCCGUGUUGAAGGAGUGCCUGGAGAAGGAGAAGGACAACGAACCCGUGCUGAGACCAAACGAGCAACUGAAGGUGGUGAGCUUGGCUAAAACAGGUCUCCUGAGAGAGCUGAGUAAACAUACGAUGACUGACUUAUCGACUUCCGACCUGUCGAUUUCCGAUUUCGAGGGCUGUUCGUGGAGAUGGCUGAAAUUGGCAUUGUUGGUGCGUGAGUGGCAAGACAGGGAUCAAGGUGGCUUUACCGAAUUGAUUGAGAAAUUGGAGGCCUGGGUGCCGAGACCGGUUGGUUUAUCUGAAACCUGGUUUCUUGCUAACGUGAUGCAGAGGGUCAUCUCCAGCGGAUAUUUGACUCGUUGGUUGAGCCCUGCUGUGUCAUGGCAAGGUGGUUGGAAUUGCCAGAAAAUGGUUUAUCGAUUCUCCUUCCCGGAUGAAGUGGUUCGCUUGCCGGAGAAUGAGGAAUCCGUAAACCGAGUUUGUGCUUGUUCGAGGCUAUAUUGGUGGUUUCAUCAGGCUCAGAAAAAUAUUCGUAUUGACGAGGAGACCUGGAAGGCCCCGAAAACUCCAAAACCGGUCUUCACUGUUCAAGGAGUUUUGGGGAAGCCGGGAUUUGACGACGCCGUUACGGGAAUGAG
Gregarina niphandrodes is the source of this 2021-nucleotide messenger RNA. Its product is annotated as putative Pc-fam-6. The annotation marks the transcript as partial. NCBI's taxonomy places the organism in Eukaryota, Apicomplexa, Conoidasida, Eugregarinorida, Gregarinidae. The transcript has a single exon. The record is from RefSeq and is a predicted model, not a curated record.